AUGUCACACAAACAUCAAAGACGUGUGUAUCCAGAGCCGCAAUACGAGGCACCACUUGGCCAGCCUUCCGCUGGUAUGCCAGGGAUGGGAAUGCCAGAUCAGAUGUUCAACGCUGGGGUUCAACAAACUCAACAAUUCAACCCACAAAUGGGACAACCACAGCAACAGCAAUUUAAUCAGCAACUUGACCAGACUACUAAUGCUAUGGGAAAUAUGAACAUGAAUAGCAAUACCCCAAUUGGUAUGGUUGAUCCAAAUGCAGUGUACCAACAACAGCAACAACAGCAACAACAACAGCAAAAUUAUCAACAACAGGACUAUCAACAACAACAACAGGGAUACGGACAACAACAGCAAGGUUACGGACAACAACAGCAAGGUUACGGACAACAGCAAGGUUACGGGCAGCAACAAGAGCCUAUUAACCCUGACAAAGCUCCAAGAGAACAUAACCAGUUAUACCCAACUGACUUAUUAUCUGACCUUCCACCUCCAAUCUCAGAACUAUCAUUGCCUCCACCUCCUUUACAAAUUCCACCUCAGAAGAUGUUAGUUUCAUCUGAAGAGGCAUUUGCUUCCUCAGAUUUCAUCAGAUGUACUUUGAAUGCUGUACCAAAAACAAACUCUCUAUUGAAGAAAACUAAACUACCUCUCGGUUUGGUAAUUAGACCUUACCAACAUCUACAUGAUGAUAACAAUCCUCCACCUUUAGAUGAUAGUAUGCUAGUCGUCAGAUGUCGUCGUUGUCGUAUCUAUAUCAAUCCAUUCGUGACCUUCUUUCCAGGUGGAAAUAAAUGGAGAUGUAACUUCUGUAGACUAUCAAAUGAGGUUCCAGCUAAAAUAGAUCUUGACAAUUUACAACAACAAAUGAACCGUUACGAUAGGGCUGCCUUGAGAUGUGGUGUUAUGGAUUAUAUUGCACCAAAGGAAUAUGCCAUAAGACAACCAGCCCCAACAACCUAUGUCUUCAUAUUAGACGUCUCCCAAUCAGCUCAAAAGGAAGGUCUAUUAUCUACCACUGUUAGAACUAUGUUAGACAGUUUAGAUGAAAUACCAAACCAUGAUGGAAGAACUAGAAUUUCCAUUAUGUGUGUCGAUCAUGCUCUACACUUUUUCGCUAUUCCAACUGAUAAUUCAGCUGAAAAUAUCCAAAUGUUGGAUGUAUGUGACAUUGAUGAACCAUUCAACCCAAGACCAAACAAUUUAAUGUCAUCUUUGACACAAUCUAGACAAAACAUUGAAAAAUUAUUGAGCCAAAUUCCACAAAUAUUCGAAGGUAACAUUAUAAGCAAGUUUGCAUUAGGUCCUGCCUUGAAAUCUGCUUACGAGUUAAUGCGUUCUACCGGUGGUAAGGUUAUUGUCGUGUCAGCUACAUUACCAAACCAUGGUAUUGGUAGUUUAAAACCAAGAGUCGAAAAGGGUGUUUCAAAUACUCCAAAGGAAACCUCUCAAUUGUUGUCAUGUCAAGAUGCUUUUUACAAAAGUUUCACUAUUGAUUGUAACAAAAUGCAAAUUGGUAUUGAUUUAUUCUUAGCAUCAUCAGGUUACGUCGAUUUUGCUUCUUUAUCCAAUUUGGCUCGUUACACUGGUGGUCAAACUCAUAUGUAUCCUGGUUUCAAUGCCGCUGUUAUGGCUGAUGUCACUAAGUUUUCAACUGAAUUUUCGAGACACCUAUCAAUGGAUACUUCUACUGAAGCGGUCAUAAGAGCUCGUGGUUCCAUGGGUAUUAGAAUGCAAUCGUUCUACGGUCAUUUCUUCAACAGAUCAUCUGAUCUAUUGGCAUUGGCAACGGUACCAAGAGAUCAAUCUUACGUAUUUGAAAUGGUUAUGGAUGAUGCGUUAGUUAUGCCAUACUGUUAUGUGCAAGUUGCUGCCCUAUUGACUUUGAAUAAUUCUGAACGUAGAAUUAGAGUAAUCACUAUUGCUCUUCCAACAACUGAAAAUAUUAGGGAAGUAUAUGCAUCUGCAGAUCAAUUAGCUAUGACGAAUUUCUACACCCAAAAGGCAGUCUCAAAGGCCAUGAACAACAGUGUAGAAGAAGGUAGAGAAUUGAUCAACAAAGCAGUCUUGGAUAUUCUAAAUGCAUACAAAAAGGAAACUAUUAGUUCGAAUACCCCAGGUGGUAUUCCAUUACAAUUAUGUACCAACUUAAGAAUGUUCCCAUUGCUGAUGAAUUCUUUGAAAAAACAUCAAGCUUUAAUGCCAUCUGUUCUUCCUAGUGAUCACAGAGCUAACGCAUUAAAUUAUUUGGAAUCUACUCCAUUGAAGUAUUUGAUUAAGGCUAUCUAUCCAACUAUUUACGCUUUACAUGAAAUGCCAGAUGAUGCUGGUCUACCUGGCGAAGAUGGUUCUAUUAUUCUUCCGGAUCCUAUGAAUGACAGUAUUGCCUUGUUUCAACCAUAUGGUCUUUACUUGAUAGAUAAUGGUACCGAGUUAUUCUUAUGGAUUGGUGGAGAUGCUAUUCCUGACCUGGUCAGUGAUGUAUUUGGUCAACAGUCAGUAUUCGAUAUUCCAGUAGGUAAGAGUGAAUUACCAACCGUAGAAGGUUCUGAAUUUAACGAAAAAAUAAGAAAUAUUAUCAACAAAAUAAGACAAAAUGAUGAUGUUAUUACUUACCAAGUUCUAUACAUCAUGUAUGGUCCAUGUGCUAAUGAAGUACAAAAUGCCAACACUAACAGUCUAAGAUCUUUAAGAAUGUGGGCUCUAAGUAAUUUGGUAGAAGACAAGAGUCAAAUCGGUGAAGGUUACCGUGAGUUUUUACAAAACUUGAAAUCUAAGCUAAGCAAAUAG
Maudiozyma barnettii is the source of this 2790-nucleotide messenger RNA. RefSeq lists its product as uncharacterized. NCBI's taxonomy places the organism in Eukaryota, Fungi, Ascomycota, Saccharomycetes, Saccharomycetales, Saccharomycetaceae. Gene Ontology annotation, molecular function: SNARE binding; zinc ion binding. Bases 1 to 2790 code for a protein of 929 amino acids. Gene Ontology annotation, cellular component: COPII vesicle coat; endoplasmic reticulum exit site. The record is from RefSeq and is a predicted model, not a curated record. Gene Ontology annotation, biological process: COPII-coated vesicle cargo loading; endoplasmic reticulum to Golgi vesicle-mediated transport; intracellular protein transport. The transcript has a single exon.